Molecule: messenger RNA, 2625 nt
Organism: Microsporum canis CBS 113480
Lineage: Eukaryota; Fungi; Ascomycota; Eurotiomycetes; Onygenales; Arthrodermataceae
Exons: 1
Coding region: 1-2625 (874 amino acids)
Source: RefSeq, a predicted model, not a curated record
AUGUCGGCGGGCAGUCGCAACUCGCAAUCACGCCUACACGCCGAUAGCAGACCGUCUAAACCGUCGCUUGUGCCGUCUGGAAAGAGGUCCUAUUCAGACUAUCUGAGUGAUAUCGACCGGAAAUUCAAAAAGCUCACCCAAGAAGUCCUACCAACCCACCCAUACAUCUUGUCAGUUCCCACCGAGAAGCCGUACCGGCUGGGAUCGCGCUUCGUGAGCAACUGGGCAGUAGGGGAGAAUACUUUGUUCUCUCCAGAGGAAGAGCAGCUGCAGUAUAUGACCUUUCUCCCGCACCAGGGAGAAGACACACUGCUCGUCUCGGUUGGAGGCUGGUCGGAUGAUAAGGGGAAUAUAAUCCAGGAAGAGGACCAGAGACCCUCAAGCGCUGUCAGCAUGGCUGCGCCACUAACUGGCUCACAGCAAGAUGCGCUGGCCAAGAGAAAGAAAAAGAUCACCCUGAGUGACUACAAGAAGAAGGCGCUGGAAACACCUCCACCGCUGCCUGGUGCAACGGAACCAACUACGAACGGCGCCAAUGGAACAAAUGGUAACGGAGCUGGGAGCAUAGGGCGCACAGCGGACUCUGAAAAGCCACUGCGCAGACCGCAGUCGAAUAACUGUAAACCAGAGCCCAAGCACCGCACAUCCCAGCUCCCUGGAUCGACCUCCUCAGCAGCCCCUGAAACCCGGCCUGGCGGCAACAAUGAUACCAAACGGAAUGGAUUAGAUGGCCCUCCGUCGACCAGCACCAGCAGUCGACUGGAUAAGAAUACCAAGCUACCGCCGUCAAAACCCACUCAAGCUAAGGAAUCUCCGCCUCGUAAGAAGCCACGGCUCUCCGCACAACCGGAAGAGCGAGAUAGAACACCAACCAAGAAGCCAGGAAGGACCCAUCAGAUGGUCCCUGAACUACUCUCGCCGACUCUCCCAUUUGAUAACGAGAGCUUUAGCCUCUCUUUGCCGCCUUUACUAUCCCCCACCCUCCCACCAGAUAUAGAGGAAGAACUGGCCAGGCUCCCCGAUGAUGGUCUAGAGAAGAGCUCCCGCUCUCACUCUAGUUCUAUAUCUAGCACAUCCAACAAGGCUUUACCCAGCAAACCCAAGCCAAAUUCAAACUCUUCAUCUUUCCCAACCCCAUCUUCAGCCAAACAGCACCAGCAAUCUCCUCAGGUUACGGAGAAGAAGCCGGCAGGUAUAUCCUCCGCGAAUCUCCCUCCAAAACCGCCCACAAUAUCGUCAUCUUCUCCCGCACUUACAUCAAGGACAACGGCUUCUCAACCUCCCCCACGGAUCACAACAACCGCUCCCAAGGAAAGGCUGAUCGUCAAAUUGAAAUACGGCCGACAGAACAGGAAACGAAUCGAGGCGCUCUUGAAAAUAUCAUCCAAGCGAAAGCCAACUCCGGUACAAGGAUCUGGGAAACCGAAAGGCUUACCGGAGGCUAUUGUCAUAUCUAGAUCCUCCCCGCCAAAUUCUUCGCCACAGCCUAGCAACUCUACCACCAUGGGGAGGCAGCGGGAACCUAGCUCUGGUCACAAGCGACCCAAGACUGUGGAUGGUGACGAUAUACAAGAGCCAGCUUUGAAGCGGCCGCGGAGUUCUAACACUCUCGCACCUCCCCCUGAACAAGCUCCCACACCUAGCAUACACACUCCUAGAUCGACUUCGGCCACCAAACACCCCCCUACAUCCACGCAAGACCAAUUUCUUACCCCCAAGAAAGAACCGAAAGGAGCUGCAAUGCGCCGUGUGGGAUCUGGUGACAGUGACAUGAAGACUCCAAGUGGCAGCACAACAAGUGUCAAGAUGACACACUCAAUCUCCGUAGAAGGUCAUCCGUCUUCUAGCGCCCAACCAUCCGAACGCCGCGGCUGGCGUGACGAGUACCAGAGAUUUGUUAACCUCGGCCGUGAUCUAAAACACGCCUCCCAGCGUAACUCAACCCAUAAAUACAGCACCAGCCAUGAUAUACAAGAUGACAAACUGAGUGCCACUAUCGCGGUGGAAGCCCUUCUCUGCUUCGUUUUAGCAUUCAUCGCUGAGCAACGCUUCCAAUCUCUCAGUCGCCAAGUUGGUAACUCGACAGGCUGGCGCUCGAUAAUCGCUUACUGGCAAGCCGUCCUCAGCCGAACUACCUCUUACCCGCAUCUCCAUGGCCUGUGUCUUCUUCUAGGUGCCGUUUGCCAUGAAUCCAUUCACUCUCUCGAUCUAGAACGGCUGGCCGUUACCCCUUUUCCUGAUGAACAUAGUCCUGCCCCCACCCCAGGCAGCGACGGUAACACCGUGACCAGCGAAGAAAGCAAGAAACAGCGCCGUGAAUUCGCUGAAUUAAGAACACGACUUCCAGAAUCCUACAAGGUUGCGCGUCGUCUAUGGGUUGAAGGGUCCCGCGAGCUUUCAGACUCCAUCCUCACACAGCAUUACCCCAACACCUGGUCUAAACGGCUAAAAAAUGCUGCAGAAAGAGGAAGAGAACAGCUUAAACUCGGCGAGUAUGGAGGUGACUAUUACCUUCCACUGGGCACAGCAUCGACUCCUCUGGAAGCUGUACGAUUUGGCUGGAGUUUCUUAAACGAAUGGAGUGAAAGAGAAGGAGUCAAGUGGAAGGGUAGGUUGGGACUCUAA